AUGAAACUCCCUGAAAUUGUUUGCAUCCAGGAGUGCUAUGGAGCAACUUUCACCAUGUAGAAGGAAUUUUUACAUGUAUCUGGUAGUGCUGGGCAGUAUUUCAUUGACACAAAACCAAAAAUGAGUGGAGUAGCAACACCCACCCACCGAACCUCUGACUGCAAUAAGAGCAAACGUGCUGGAACACUCAAUAAAAUCGAUAUGAAAGCCGUGGUGACAGGAGGUGGUGGCUAUUGUGGAUACAAGCUGGGAUGUGCUCUUGCCAACAUAGGAGCUUCUGUUGUUCUGUGUGACAUCCACAAGCCUUUGUGGGUGAUUCCCAGUGGAGUGGCUUGGAUCCAGACAGAUAUCAGGGAUUACAGUGCCAUACUGGCAGUCUGUGAAGGGGCUGACUGUAUGUUUCACGUAGCUUCCUAUGGAAUGUCAGGAAUAGAGCAGCUGCAUAAAAAAGAGAUUGAAAGUGUCAACAUUAAUGGAACAAGAUUCAUCCUUAAUGCCUGCAGAAAAAAAAACGUGUCUCGGCUGGUGUACACCAGCUCAGUGAAUGUGGUGUUUGGAGGGCUUCCCAUUGAAGAUGGGGAUGAGGAAUCCUUGCCGUAUUUCCCAAUUGACCAGCUUGUUGACCACUAUUCCAGGACCAAAUCGAUUGCAGAACAAAUGGUACUAGCAGCUGAUGGAUCUUCACUAGAAGGAGGUGGAAUACUCCAUACGUGUGUUCUCCGCCCACCAGGAAUCUAUGGACCAGAAGAGCAGAGACACUUGCCAAGACUAGCAAAGAUUAUUGAGAGAAGGCUUCUUAGCUUCAAGUUUGGGGACCCUACUGUUCAAAUGAACUGGAUACAUGUAGAGAAUUUUGUACAAGCUCAUAUUCUAGCUGCUCAAGCUCUCACCCCUGAAAAGAACUACAUAGCUAGUGGCCAGGUGUAUUUCAUUCAUGAUGGAGAAAAAUCCAACCUUUUUGAAUGGCUAACUCCCCUUUUUGAAAGAUUAGGUUGCAGUAAGCCAUGGAUACGUAUUCCUACUUCUGUAGUCUAUGCAUCAGCCACAUUCAUGGAACGCCUUCAUGCAAUUCUGAGACCAAUUGUUGACCUGCCCCCACUGCUGACCAGAAAUGAGGUGCAGAACAUUUCUGUAACUCACACAUUUCGAAUAGACAAGGCACGAGCUCAGCUGGGGUACCGCCCACAGAAGUUUGACUUUGCUGAUUCUGUGAACCACUACAUUGAAUCCAGACCACCCUCACAUUAUAAGCUCUUCCUCAACAUUUUCCUUACUUUAUUUGUUACUUUAAUUUUGGCUUUUCUUUUUACAAAACUUGGUGGCCUUUCAAUUUUGCGUUUUUUUAAAGGAAGACGACACUGA
Molecule: messenger RNA, 1362 nt
Organism: Camarhynchus parvulus
Lineage: Eukaryota; Metazoa; Chordata; Aves; Passeriformes; Thraupidae
Product: putative short-chain dehydrogenase/reductase family 42E member 2
Exons: 11
Biological process (GO): steroid biosynthetic process
Molecular function (GO): 3-beta-hydroxy-Delta5-steroid dehydrogenase (NAD+) activity
Source: RefSeq, a predicted model, not a curated record